Messenger RNA from Cannabis sativa, 2381 nucleotides. RefSeq lists its product as uncharacterized. Bases 62 to 2152 code for a protein of 696 amino acids. The record is from RefSeq and is a predicted model, not a curated record. The transcript has 16 exons. NCBI's taxonomy places the organism in Eukaryota, Viridiplantae, Streptophyta, Magnoliopsida, Rosales, Cannabaceae.
AAAACUAUAAAAGGAGAGAGAUAUUGAGAAAAAUUCAUUUCAGAUAGUUAAAAUAAUAAUAAUGGCUGAUACCACCGCCAAAACGACGUCGUUUUUGACACCAACCCAACGUUACGCGGCCGGAGCUCUCUUCGCUUUCUCUCUCCACCACGCCCAAAUCAACCAGACCCGUCCCUUGGGCUCAUUCUUCUCCUCUGACGAUGAUGAUCCCUCCUCCGAUAAUCGGAUCAGUAGUGGUAGUUGCAGUAGUAGUACUUCCACCAGUAGCGACUCGGUCGCCGACGAUCCUGACCUUUGGGUUCACGAAGUCUCUGGACUUCUUCGCCCUGUAUUUAGGUUUUUGGAGAUUGAGUCAGUGGCUUGGUCUGGACUUGAGGAAACUGCUGGAUCUUCUCCUGCUAAGAAUCAUGUUGGAGCAUUCUUGAGGUUGUUGGCGGAGGAGGAAAAUGGUGAGAAUUCUUCUCAAGAUCAACAGCUUGCUUUGUCUAAAGCAGUUGAUGCUAUGGGACGUAGCAUGAAGAAAAAUCCUGAAGCUUCCGAGACUAAGAAGGAAAAAUAUCGUGAAUAUGUAAAUGAGUGUAAGGAGAAAUGUUCAACAGCGGAAGUGCAAUCAAACUUGGAGGAAGCAGGUGUCAAAACUGGGGUUAAGCAAAAGACUGAUGAAAAUGAUUUGGUGACUGAAAACAAAGUUGUUGUUGAAAAACCCAUUGAAGAAGUAAUGCUAAGUUAUGAGAGGAAAGUGACGGUUCUGUAUGAGCUUCUCACAGCUUGCCUAGCUGAUACACAUGUAGAUAGCAAGAAAAGUACCCGUAAAAGAAAGGGAUACGAUGCCCGGCAUCGUGUUGCUCUGCGGUUACUGGCAACUUGGCUUGAUGUCAAAUGGAUAAACAUGGAGGCUAUCGAGACGAUUGUUGCUUGCUCUGCAAUGGCAUUGGCUAAAGAAAAGGAAGAAUCAAAUGAAGUACCCGAUUCAUCAAAAGGAAAAUGGGCCAAGUGGAAGCGAGGUGGUAUAAUUGGUGCGGCUGCGUUGACUGGAGGAACUUUGCUGGCAAUUACUGGUGGUUUAGCUGCCCCAGCAAUAGCUGCAGGACUUGGUGCCUUAGCUCCGACAUUGGGUACUCUGGUACCAGUAAUUGGGGCAGGAGGAUUUGCCGCUGUAGCUAGUGCUGCAGGAACUGUGGCUGGAUCUGUUGCUGUUGCUGCAUCAUUCGGAGCUGCUGGAGCUGGACUUACAGGGAGCAAAAUGGCUAGGAGAACUGGGAGUGUUGAUGAGUUUGAAUUCAAAGUCGUAGGAGAAGAAAAUCAUAAUCAAGGAAGGUUAGCAGUUGGGAUCAUGAUCUCAGGAUUGGUUUUUAAUGAGGAGGAUUUUGUAAGGCCUUGGGAAGUACAAGAUGAUAACUCAGAAAGGUAUGUGCUGCAGUGGGAGUCUAAGAAUCUAAUUGCCGUCAGCACUGCAAUCCAGGAUUGGCUUACAUCAAGAAUUGCUUUGGAAUUGAUGAAGCAAGGUGCAAUGAUGACUGUGUUAAGCACACUUGUGGCUGCACUGGCUUGGCCAGCAACUUUACUUGCAGUUACUGAUUUCAUAGACAGCACGUGGUCAAUUGCGGUUGACAGAUCGGACAAAGCAGGAAGAUUGCUUGCUGAAGUGUUGUUAAAAGGGGUUCACGGGAACAGGCCUGUGACACUUGUAGGUUACUCGCUUGGUGCACGUGUUAUUUUCAAGUGUCUUCAGUUUUUAGCUGAAACUGAAAAAAAUGCUGAACUCGUAGAAAGAGUUGUUCUUCUUGGAGCACCGAUUUCGAUUAAAGAUGAGAACUGGGGAGCUGCUAGAAAGAUGGUUGCGGGAAGAUUCAUCAAUGCUUACGCUACAACUGAUUGGACACUCGGAGUUGCUUUUCGUGCUAGUUUACUUACUCAAGGAUUAGCUGGAAUUCAACCAAUAAAUGUCCCAGGAAUUGAGAAUGUUGAUGUAACUGAUCUCAUUGAAGGCCAUUCAUCCUAUCUUUGGGCUACACAGCAAAUCCUAGAGCUUCUUGAAUUGGACACUUACUAUCCUGUUUUCCGGGCCGCCAAACAGUCAACACAGACUUUUGAUUACCAUGGAUUCAGACCUCUUACUGGCUUACUAACAGAAUCCAUAUCGAAUAAUUGAGAGAAAAAGAGAUGAUGAUGUUUAUUCAGAAUGGUGUAGCCCCUUGUUCACUUUUGUGUCGUUUUUUCUUAUUAUGACGUCAAUGUCAAUUUAUUAUAACACAAAUUCAUUGUUUAUUUUCAUUAUGUGAUAGAGACCGAAGAUUAUCCCAUGUGAUGUGAGUUGUACACAUAAGUUAUUGUAAUGAAUUCAACAUGUUUAUAAAACAACCAAUAAACUAGUUGAACAA